ACUGUUCGAAGCCUCGACUUAUUGUGCCCUACAAUACAAUUGCCACUCGAGAGGCUUCGCACGUCUACCCCGUGCCCAUUUACUAUGGAAGCCAAUACUUCGUCAGAGCCAGAGCCGUCCAAAUGCCCAGAGCCAAUUGCCAUAGUGGGAAUGGGCUGCCGGUGGCCGGGCGGUGUACACAAUGAAUCGCAACUCUGGAAACUUCUCAGUGAGAAGCAACACGGCUACUCGGAAUUUAUCAAGGAGCGCAUCAAUGUUGAAGGUUUCUAUCAUCCCAAGCAAGGCCAGCCCGGAGGUUUUCCCAUGCGCGGAGGUUGUUUCCUUGAAGAAGACCCACGACUCUUCGACAAUGGCCUUUUUAAGAUCAAUGCCCUUGAGGCGAGAAGUAUGGACCCCGCGCAACGAAAGCUAUUGGAAGUCACCUUUGAAGCCUUUCAGAACGCGGGCGAGCCUUGGCACAAGUUUUCGGGGUCGCGUACAGGUGUUUUCGUGGGCAACUUCAUGUCGGAUCAUCAGAACAUGCAGUUCCGCGAUCCUGACAACUUGAUGCCGUAUGACACUACAGGAGGUGACAUUGCGAUACAUAGCAACCGAAUCAACUAUGUCUUCAACCUGAAAGGCCCCAGUCUUACCCUCGAUACUGCAUGCUCCUCCGCGCUAUAUGCCCUCCACAUGGCUGUGUCGGGACUUCGAAAUGGCGACUGCGAUGCAGCAAUAGUUGCGGGAAGCAAUCUGAUAUCCGAUCCAGGUCCACAGAUGCUCAUCGCGAAGCUUGGAGCUCUCUCGCCGACAUCCGUGUGCCAUACGUUUGAUGCUUCUGCCGACGGCUAUGCGAGAGCCGAAGGUAUUGGUGCCUUGUAUGUAAUGCCUCUAAGCCGCGCCGUGGAAGGAUCCUAUCCUAUCAGAGCAGUCAUUAGGGGAACAGCUAUUAAUGCCAAUGGCGAAUCUCAGGGAAUCUCCUACCCUAGUGCGAGUGGGCAGGAGAACGUCAUACGGCAGGCCUACAAAAACGCGGGUGGGCUCGAUCCGGCCUUGACUGGCUACUUCGAGGCGCACGGGACGGGCACACCCGUAGGCGACCCCAUCGAAGUGGCUGCGAUAGGAAGAGUGUUUUCACAAUCUAGAGAUGAUGCCAACCCGUUGUUGAUCGGAUCCAUAAAACCAAACCUUGGCCACAGCGAACCAGCCAGUGCGGUCGCCAGUAUCAUGAAAGUUGUUAUGGCCCUUGAACGCGGCGAGAUCCCCCCGACCAGAGGCAUCACCAAAUUUAACCCCACGAUUGAUUUCAAGAAAUCUAGAACAAAAGUCGUCGAGCAAAUGACUCCCUGGCCGUCGCUGCCGAUUCGAAGAGCAUCGGUUAACAGCUUUGGCUAUGGUGGAGCGAACGCCCAUGUUAUCUUGGAGCAUGUGAACAGUAUAAUACCAGGAUAUGGUAUGAAAAGAACACCAGCCUCAGUUCCUCGCUCCCUCACCAACGGCUCGACUGUCCCGUCUGAAAAAGAGAACGUGAAUGGCAUUCCGAAGCAAAGGUUACUUCUACUUCCCUUCUCUGCAAACGACGAAAAGGCUCUCAGUGCUAUGGUACAUUCCAUUGGUUCUGCAGCAAACGACUAUGAACCAAUGCACCUAGCACAAACACUCGCGACCCGAAGAACGAAAUUUUUACAACGUACAUUCGUUGUAGCAGAUGCAGAUUGCCUUUCUUCUUCGCUGACAUCCGCGGCCAUUACUCCGGCGAAAUGUCCACCCAAUCCGAGGAAUCGCAUGGCGUUCGUUUUCACCGGACAAGGUGCACAGUGGCCCUCCAUGGGCCGAGAGCUCUUUUCACAUUACCCUCAAUUCCUUGAAUCAAUACGAUACCAAGAUAAGAUUCUCGCUGGAUUAUCGAAUCGUCCGUCGUUUCGCAUCGAAGAUGUGCUCAUGGAUGAUAAGAUCGCUCAGACCAUACACGAACCCAUGGUAUCACAAACUGUCUGUACCGCUUUGCAGAUUGCCUUGGUGGAGUUGCUGUCUUCAUGCGGAGUCCAUCCCACAGCUACCGUUGGUCAUUCGUCUGGCGAGAUCGCCGCGGCAUAUGCUGCGGGACACUUGACUGCGUCUGCAGCCAUCGUCAUGGCGUAUUGCAGAGGAUAUGCAGUGAGCAAGAAUGAAAGACAGGGCACUAUGCUGGCCGUAGGCCUGGGCGUUGAUGGAGUUAAACCGUACAUGGUUGGUCUGGAAGAGGAAGUCACAAUUGCCGCAAUCAAUUCACCAGACAGUGUAACACUUUCGGGCGAAACUGCGGCUAUCUUGCGCAUUUCGGAACAUAUGCAGCAAGACAGCAUUUUCAAUCGGGUCUUGAAGACUGGAGGAAACGCUUAUCACUCGCAUCAUAUGAAAGAACUAGGCGGCAUGUACGAGCACGAAGCAAGGAAAGCUCUAGGAGAAAUUCCAAAGUCGGAGGGCGGCUCAGUCAAGGGUGGGGCACGCGCGACUUGGGUUUCUUCGGUGACGCCUGAAGCCAACACGAAUGAGAUGAAUGUAGGACCGUCAUACUGGAGACAGAAUCUUGAAUCGAGAGUGUCCUUCGGACCUGCCAUAGAAAGACUGAUGGAGCAGUACACCGAAGACCCGCUGGACCUUUUACUGGAGGUCGGUCCACAUGCGGCAUUAGCGGGGCCGGUAAAACAAACUAUGCAGGUGGUCAAGGCUCGUGGGAAAAGCACACCCCCAUACUUGGGCACGUUGAAACGGGGCGAAGACGCUCUCUCAAGCAUUCUCCAACUUGGUGGAAAUCUGUUCAUCCAUGGAGCGUCAGUCCAGAUUGACGCAUUGAAUAAUCCAAAGGGCACACUAACGGCACAACAACGUAUACCAUGUGUCAGCCUACCCAAUUAUGAAUAUAACUACGGACCUAUUCUCUUCCACGAAAACAGACUCAACAAGGAAUGGAGGCUGCGCAAGAACCCUCGACAUGACCUGCUCGGGGCUCGCGAUAUAGGAAGCACACCGCUCAAUCCAUCAUGGCGUAACAUCUUCCGCAUACGAGAUGUUCCCUGGUUGGCUGACCACAGGCUUACUCCACAGGCGAUAUUUCCCGCCGCGGGAUUUCUGGCCAUGGCGAUCGAGGCAGCUGCUCAGUGCCACAACGAUGGUGUUGAUGCGCCCCCUAUUGCGGGGUUUACCAUUCGUAAUGUCAAGGUCAGCUCGACGCUCGAGGUGCCCGACACAGAAACUGGAACAGAGGUUGUUCUGAACGCGCAAAAACACGCCCAGAAGAAUACGUGGAUCGAUUUCCGCAUCACCUCGCUGAGCACGGAAACUGGAGCAUGGGUCGAACACUGCACGGGAACCAUCAAGAUAGAGACUUCCCAUGAUGAGCACACGCGAAAUCUUAUCAGCGAGGACGGUUAUAAAGCAAAUGACAUGCCAGAAUGGUAUUCGAGCUUUAAAGCCAUGGGUCUCGAGUACGGCCCCUGCUUCCGCGCGCUUUCAAAUCUGAAAACCGCUCGCAACCGCGCUUCCGCCGAUGUAAAUCUCGUACCAACGGAAAGUGCUGCCUUGAAAGCAGAGUCUUCAUACUGGCUUCAUCCAGCUAGUCUUGAUAAUUGCCUCCAGCUCGCGAAUAUUGCCGCUUUCAGUGGAAAAUCCGAGAAAGCAAAACGAGCAUACAUUCCCGUCAUGUUUGAUGGGAUCACCAUCUGGAAUAGACGAGGAGCGGACAUCACUGGUGCGGGAAAGGCUACGGCCGAGGCCGAGAUGCGUGGCAGUCGAGGAAUGUAUUCGCGCAUACUACUCCGAACCUCGUCUGGUCAAGUUCUCAUGGACAUGGAUCUGUUCAGAGGAAUUUCGUACGACGGAAAACCAUUCUCGUCGCCAGAGGAAGAAGGGAGACCACAAUAUCCAUUCAGCAGACUUUUGUGGAAGCCGGAUAUCGAUAUGAUGAGCAAUGAGAAAGCACGAGAGCUAUUUCAACAACCUUCCGAAACCACAGAAAGCGCUCAAAGAAUCGAGAAGUUCGACAAGCUAUUCGCGAACACUCUGGUUGAAAUAUGGUCGAAAUUCCAACAUGCUCCAAUACCGGAAGACCAGAACCAUUUGAAGACGUUUAUGCAAUGGAUACAUGGUCGUUACUCUCUCGUAGAGGAGGGUAAAGUACCCUUUGGUCUCGAAGCUCUCAGCGCCUCCCCCGCUGUACGAUCCCAAACAAUCGAUUCGCUCUUUGGCGAUCUCGAAGGACUCGUAGAAACAAAGAUGAUCCGACGAGUAUUUGAAAAUAUGUCUUCAAUAUUGUCAGGGCAGACCACCGGAUUAGAACUUGCGCUCCAAAACGACCUCCUCACAGAUCUAUACAAGUCAAGCUACGGUGUCACGGCAGCAUAUCCCUUGCUGCAAAAUCUGGUAGAUUUGAUUGCCCACAAAACACCAAGGAUGAACAUACUGGAACUUGGAGGAGGCACUGGCGGUGCCACGGCGCGGAUCCUCGAUACACUUGGGGCCGGCAGUCCGUUUCAGCGUUAUGAGAAAUUCAUGUUCACGGACCAAGCGCCCACCUUCGUAUCUGCUGCGGAGCAGAGAUUCUCAGCGAAUGCUGGAACAAAAUUCUCGGUCCUGAACAUCGAAACAGAUCCGCUGGAACAAGGGUUCGAAGGUGAAUACGACUUGGUGAUUGCGGCCCAGGUUUUGCAUGCAACUACCAGUCUUUCACGCGCUCUCCAAAACGUGCGAAAACUUCUGAAGCCCGGAGGCAAACUUCUGCUUCUGGAGUUCACGAACACCCAUCCAAUCUCUACGGUUGUGUUUGGCACUUUCCCGUAUUACUGGAAUGGUGCUGCCGAUAAUCGCCCAGAAGGUCCUCUUGUAGAACGACAGCGCUGGCAUAAGGAGCUGGUCGAGAAUGGCUUCUCGGGUAUUGAUAUGGUGCUCGGAGAUGAGAACUCAGGAGAGGAUGCUGUGUCAGUCAUGCUCUCUUCAGCGACUGGGGAUAUCGACACCCCACCCCAGACUUCCAACGAACCAGAGGUCGUUAUUGUCACAUAUGCCGAACCGACGCCAUUCGCUCAAUCCGUUGCUCUAAAGCUAGCCCAAGAUGCUGUGGUCUACUCUUUCGUCAAACUUUCGGAAAUCAAAUCCUGCAGUGGCUCGCGCUUUAUAUGUCUGGCAGAUAUUGAGAGCCGAGGCACAAUGCUCGACGAAGUUUUCGUUGACAACAUGAAAAUCUUGUUUUCCAAAGCUGUGUCCAUACUCUGGGUGUUCCUCGAGAGUACCCUUCAACCAACCAGUUCUUCCAUCGGAAUCGCCACAGGACUGAUGCGCCCAAUUAUCCGAGAAAUGCCCCAGUUGAAGGUCUCAUUACUGGGUUUUGACGCAGAGUUUGAGAACUCCUCCAAACAUGCGGAUCUGGUUGUCAUACGCGAGAACAAGUUGUACCGCGAUAAAGACCACACUCGCACCGAUGACUAUGAAAUCUACCAGGGCGACUGUAUUCAUAUCAGCAGGGUUGACCCGGAUGUGGAAGCAAACAAGCGGUACAGGGUCCAAGAAGGUUUGGAUACUGAAGCCACAAUGACCCGACUAGGUUCCGCCGGUCCCGUUAAACUCACCACGACACGCCCAGGUCUUCUGAGUUCCCUGCAUUUUAAGACGGAUUGGGAUAUGCUGCGGCCACUUCCUGCCGACUGGGUGGAGAUCAGAUCCGAGGCUAUUGAUAUCAACAUGACAGAUCUUGCCUCGGUGACCGCAAAAUUCGAUUCCAGCCACUACAGCAUCGCCUGCUGCGGUGUCGUGAGCAAGAUUGGAUCGCAGGUCGAUCACCUUCAGAUCGGCGACCGUGUAUGUGGCUUUGGGCUAGGGAACUAUGGCAAUUUCAUACGCUGUCCGGCGAUUUACCAACAACGCAUGGAGCCGACUGACAAUCCUGUCGAUUUGGCAUCUUUGCCCAUCAGUUAUAUGACAGCUUUGUACGCACUUCGGAACCUGGCGCGCCUACAGAAAGGUGAAACUGUGCUUAUCCAGUCUGCGGCAGGUGCGCUGGGUCUUGCGGCGCUGCGGAUAGCUCAGCAUUUUGGUGCCGACAUCUAUGUUACAGUCGGAAAUCCUGAAAAGUCACAGUUUCUCCAAGACAAAUUUGGAAUUUCUCCAAAUCGGAUUUUCUCGUCAAGAGCGCUUGACACACCGACACUCAUCUGGAACGCGACAAAGGGCGAAGGUAUUGACGUGAUCAUCUGUUCCACAGCGGGUGAUCAAAUGCAAGAGUUCUGGAGAUGUAUCGCCCCUCUCGGGAGAUUCAUCGAAGUGGGGCGGUUGGAUGUUUUGGGUCACGAGAAGCUUCCGUUGGAAAUUUUCAAGAGGAAUGCGACUUUCUCGUCGUUUGAUGUUUCCCUUUUGUCUCAGCAGAAGCCGAAGUUGGGCGCCAGUUUAAUGGCCGAAGUCGUUGACCUAUAUCGACAAGGUGUCGUCCAGCCUAUAGAUCGAAUCACGAGUUUUGACGUUUCCGAGCUGCAGAAAGCUAUGAUGUAUAUGGCAAAGGGCGAACACAUUGGAAAAAUUGUUGUCACCUACAAGAAUCCCGAUACACUCGUCUCACUGUUGCCUUCUUCGCCCCGUGCAGCGUUCGAUCCGGAGGCAGCGUAUGUCCUAGUUGGAUGCGUGGCUGGCCUCGGUCAUUCCAUAAACAAAUGGAUGGUCGAGCGUGGUGCGAAACACUUUGUCCACCUUACUCGCUCUGGAGCGGAUACUCCACAAGCCAAGCACCUGCUCCAAAGUAUGGAAGCGCAUGGCGUUGAAGUGGUGGUGAGAAAAUGCGACGUCACAGUGAGAGAAGAUGUCGAGGCCGCAAUCACAGAAGUUUGCAACACAAGGCCGAUCAAAGGCGUCAUUCAUGCUGCAGCAGUCUUCGAAGAUGUUAGCUUCCACGACCUUGAAUACUCCAGGUUAAGAAGGGUCCUGGACCCCAAAGUGAACGGAACAGUCAAUCUCCACGAAGCUACACUCAAACAGCCGCUUGAUUUCUUCACCAUGACCAGCUCCAUAGUUCCAAUCCUCGGCACUGCUACCCAAGCCUCCUACAGCGCCGCCAAUACUUUCCAGGACGCAUUCGCUCGCUUCCGUAGAGCUCAAGGGCUCCCAGCACAGUCCUUUGCCAUGGGUAUGAUAACAGACGCCGGAUUUGCAAGUAGCCGUGAGGAGAUUCAGCGCUCAUUGACCCGCAACGGCAUCUACGGAACAAACACGCCGGAGCUCGUCAACUUCCUCGAUAUCGCGUUCAAAUCAUCUGGGAUGCUAGAUUCACCUCUUGAUCCCUUAGCGGACGCGCAUCUCCUCGUUGGUCUCGAGCCUAGCAAGAUCUACAACCUCGACAAGACGAAUGUAAACGCCGAGUUUCCCUGGUCUCACGACCCCCGCUUUGGACGCCUUAUUCAGGCUAUCCAAACCCACCAACUACAGCAGCAGACAGCCUUACACUCCAAUCUUGCCGGUGACACAGUUCCCACGCUGGCCAAUCUUUUCUCUCUAGCCACGAAGAUUAGAUCCACAGAAAAGGCGUCAGACGGCGAUAUGCAGCAGCUGCACGAACACGCUGUCGAUGUAGUGACUGAUCGUCUUGCCACACUCCUGUACAUUCCACAGUCGGAAUUUGACAUCACUCGUGAGAUUGCGGACUACGGGAUUGAUAGCAUGAUCACUGCUGAGCUGAGGAACUGGCUGUUCAAGUCUUUUAAGCUAAACAUCAGUUUCGUUGAGUUGAUGAACAAAGGUAUCACUGUGCAGAAGUUGGCUAAGAUAUUGGAGGAGACGUUACUGGAAGGUUAA
This is a messenger RNA of Periconia digitata, 7791 nucleotides long. Lineage: Eukaryota; Fungi; Ascomycota; Dothideomycetes; Pleosporales; Periconiaceae. The record is from the annotation of a GenBank genome assembly.